UUUAAUCUAAUAAAUUGAUAAAUUAUUUUAAAACCAUUUUCUAGGAUAGCGUUUUGGAUAGUUGAAUUGUGUGAGAUUAGAAGGCGUUUGGCCAAAAAUCGGAGUAAACACGUCCUCCUUUUCGGCAGGGCAGACAAACUGCCGGUGUGUGGAACCAGAAGCGACAGAAUUGUUAAUGACAAUUGGGGAUCUGGAUGUGUAUAUAAUACUUAGUAAUGGAUGAAAGCAAUAAUCAUGAUGAUGAGAUGGUACAGACUUCAAGUCCAAAGGAGUUCACCACAAAUCAAGAUAAUGCAACAGAUGAUGUGGGGAUUGUAGAGACUUCAACUGAGAAGGAGUUUACUCCAAAUGGUCUUGAAGUUGAAGGACGCUCAAAUAUGGAACCUUAUGUGGGUAUGGAAUUUGAAUCAGAAGAAGCUGCUAAAGCAUACUAUAGCACAUACGCCACACAUUUAGGCUUUAUCAUGCGAGUAGAUGCAUUUCGACGAUCUAUGCGUAAUGGGGAGUUGGUGUGGCGUCGACUUGUCUGUAAUAAAGAGGGUUUUAGUAAAAGUAGACAAAGUCAGAAUGGAAAAAAAAAGUGCAGAGCAAUUAGGGAAGGAUGUAAGGCAAUGAUAAUUGUGAAGAAAGAACAAUCUGGAAAAUGGCUUGUUGCCAAAUUAGUGAAGGAACACAAUCAUGAACUGGUUGUCAAACCUGUUAAUACCCCUAAAGGUGCAAUCUUAUGUCAAACACCGGAUGAUAAAGAUGUCAAGAUCCGGGAAUUAACAGCAGAGUUACAGAAGGAGCGUAAAAGAUCUGCAGCUUUACAGGAGCAGCUAGAUAUGCUUUUGAAAGAUAUGGAGGAUCACUCAGAUCAACUGUCAAAGAACAUUAAUGGCAUAGUUCAAAGUGUGAAAGAAUUGGAAUCAAGAAAAAUUGUCUUUCCAAAUGUCGGAUAGCUUGUUUAGCCUUUUCCCCUUUCUUUCCAUUUUUCUUUGGAAAAUAGUAACAUAGGCCUGUAAAUUAUUCAGAUGUCUUAGUUAAACCUUUUGUACUGUUAAUUGAAACAGAAUCCUUUAUACUCUUGCUUUUUAAUUGUAAAAAUCCUUGUCAGUUACCAUCAGUGCGGUUUCAUGUGCAAGAGCAUUUUGGCAUGCACGUGUGGCCUAAUGGCAAUGAAAUGGGUGAAGAAGA
Messenger RNA from Solanum lycopersicum (tomato), 1176 nucleotides. Its product is annotated as protein FAR1-RELATED SEQUENCE 7. Lineage: Eukaryota; Viridiplantae; Streptophyta; Magnoliopsida; Solanales; Solanaceae. The record is from RefSeq and is a predicted model, not a curated record.